CAUGUACCUAUUCCACAAAUGGAUUAGAGCACUUAAUAACAUUCCAUGGCCAAUAGCCAUUCUUCCUUCCUUUUCUUUCUUCUAUCCUUUGUUCUGUUUCUCUGUGAUUGUCCGAAGAAGGUAGAGGCAGCCUAUAGAUUCAAAGAAAAGCCUGCGAAUCUUCAUCCUCAGAAACAUGAUUUUGCAAUCAGUUCCUUGAUACCGGGGAAAGUUUGUUCUGCACCAACCGAAGGUCCCAAAACCAUAAGCAGACUACAAGUUGCUUACAAAUAUGGGCCCUGCUCACCAAUGAAACGAGGGAAUACAACAACACCUACCCUUCACCAAAUUCUCCUUCGUGAUGAAACCCGAGUAAAGUCCAUCCAUUCCAAAAUCUCCAACCAACACUCAUUAGUCUCAGAUCCUGCAGUAGAACUUCCAGCCAAUUCUGGUGAAUCCCUAGAGACAGGAGACUUCAUCGUCACAGUCGGAUUUGGAACACCAAAACAAGAUUUCAGACUAGUCUUUGAUACUGGCAGUGACCUUACUUGGAUCCAAUGCCUACCUUGCUCUGGCCAAUGCUAUACACAAAAAGACCCUUACUUCAACCCUUCAUUAUCCUCUACCUAUUCCAACAUCCCAUGUACCUCCAUGGCAUGCUCCCAACUCGAAUCAGCCACAGGUAACGCGCCAUCCUGCUCCGGCAAUUGCAUCUACCAGAUCUCAUAUGGUGACAAUUCCUACUCACAAGGGAACCUUGCAACUGAUACACUAACACUAUCUUCCUCUGAUAUCUUCCCAAAGUUUAAAUUCGGGUGUGGCGAAAACAACAAUGGCCUAUUUGGUUAUGCAGAUGGACUACUAGGCCUUGGCCGUAAUCAGAUCUCUACAGUAUCACAGACUUCUCAUAAGUAUGGAAAGCUUUUCUCCUAUUGUCUUCCAUCUACAAGCAGCUUUACUGGUUACCUUUCAUUCGGAAAAAAGGCGGUCGCUUCCUCUGGUGUGCAAUACACUCCACUGCUAACAGACUCAAGUGGUCCAUCAUUCUAUUUCCUAGAUCUGAUAGGAAUAAGUGUUGGAGGAAAAAGAUUGUCUAUUCCAACUUCAGUCUUCAAAAUUUCCGGAACCAUUAUAGAUUCUGGAACAGUCAUUAGUCGGUUGCAGCCAAAGGCUUAUUCGAUUUUUCGCUUAGCGUUUCGUCGAGCAAUGGCAAGGUAUCCGGCUGCUCCGGCGUAUUCAAUACUUGAUACAUGCUUUAACUUGGAAGGAAUCAGUACUGUAACUGUGCCAACCAUAGUGUUGCAUUUUGGUGGAGGUACUGACUUGAAUGUUGAUCAGUCUGGGAUUCUUAUAGUAGCAAACUUGACACAAUACUGUUUGGCUUUUGCUGGUAAUGAUGCUGCUACUGAUUUGGCAAUCAUUGGAAAUAUGCAACAGCAAACAAUGGAGGUGGUUUAUGAUGUUGAGGGAGGAAAGCUGGGAUUUGGCCCUAAAGGGUGCAGUUAACUAGUCCUUGUAAUAUAAAGAUGAUAUUGCUAAAAAUAUGAGUGAUUGAUUGAGAGAGAGAGACAAGGAAGGAGAUGAUGAAGAAAAAGAAGUUAAACUGAGCAAACAAGGCUGAAUGUUGAAGCAUAUGUAGGUUUUGUUCUAAAUUUUUUCUAAUAAAUUUGUUGUAAUUUGGUUUAAAUCUUACUCAAAUCUUUUUUACAAUAAUUUUAAUAGAGAUGUAUGAGUUGUGUGGCCCUA
Macadamia integrifolia is the source of this 1725-nucleotide messenger RNA. Its product is annotated as aspartyl protease family protein At5g10770-like. Gene Ontology annotation, molecular function: aspartic-type endopeptidase activity. The record is from RefSeq and is a predicted model, not a curated record. Lineage: Eukaryota; Viridiplantae; Streptophyta; Magnoliopsida; Proteales; Proteaceae. The transcript has 2 exons. Gene Ontology annotation, biological process: proteolysis. Bases 46 to 1485 code for a protein of 479 amino acids.